Molecule: messenger RNA, 1608 nt
Organism: Spirometra erinaceieuropaei
Lineage: Eukaryota; Metazoa; Platyhelminthes; Cestoda; Diphyllobothriidea; Diphyllobothriidae
Source: the annotation of a GenBank genome assembly
AUGCACCAACCGCCACCCAACUCAGCCACAGCCCCCAACGCGCCGCCGCAAAUCAGCGUGAACGGAACCCAACUGCAGGUGGUGGAGAACUUCCCAUACCUGGGUAGUACUCUCUCCCGCAACACCAAGAUCGACGACGAAGUCGCCAACAGGAUCUCGAAAGCCAGUCAAGCCUUCGGUCGCCUCCAAAGCACAGUUUGGAAUCGUCAUGGUCUCCAACUGAGCACGAAGCUGAAGAUGUACAAGGCUGUCAUACUGCCGACGCUACUGUAUGGAGCGGAGACUUGGACGGUGUACGCAAAGCAGGCAAGUCGUCUGAACCACUUCCACCUCAGUUGUCUUCGUCGCAUCCUGAGGCUGAACUGGCAGGAUCGAAUCCCCGACACUGAUGUGCUGGAACGGACGAGAAUCCUCAGCAUCUACGCCAUACUGAGGCAAAUUCAGCUGCGCUGGUGCGGUCACCUGGUGCGCAUGGACGACGAGCGACUACCCAAACGACUCUUCUACGGAGACGUCGCGACGGGUUCUCGCCGUCAAGGAGGCCAGAUUCGCCGUUACAAGGAUACCCUGAAGUCCUCCCUGAAGCUACUGCAAAUCAACCCCACCAACUGGGAGGAGCUCGCACUCAAUCGACCGACCUGGAGAAGGACAGUGAAGACAGGCGCUGCGAUCUACGAAGCCAACCGCAUCGCUGCCGCCAAAGCGAAACGUGAAGCCCGCAAAUCACAACUUCGCCCAGUAAGCAACGCCGCCGCACAACCGCUUCCAACGUGUCCUCGAUGUCAACGGACAUUCCGGGCACGAAUCGGACUUGUUGGACAUCUUCGGAUUAACUGCGCCCCUUGAACGGCACCAACCAUCGUCCCCCCGCCUGCCUCUUCCUCCUCCUCUCCGCCGCCAACUAACCCUGACAAUUCUUCUGACCCACCACUUCCAUCAUCCUCCUCCUCCUCCUCCUCGCCCACUGCUCCAACGGCGGCCGCUCAGGCGACUGUCCCACGCACAGCAACCGACACUACCACCACCUCCCCCGACUCCAGGGAUGAGGAUCAGGACUACACCUGCCCUCACUGCGACCGUACCUUCACCUCACACAUCGGCCUGGUCGGUCACUUGCGAAUCCAUCGUACAGAGCCAGGCGAACCAGUGCGCGAAGCACCAACCUACACCCACCGCACUCGCCUCCACUGCCCACACUGCCCUCGCACCUUCAGGCAUCGCAUGGGCCUUUUCGGCCACAUGCGCAUCCACGAGAGCGGCCUUGCCCGCACUCCCGACACACCCACCACAUCCAACACAUCCACCGUGCACACCCCCACUCUCGUUCCAUCCGUCCGCGACACCACCACCACCACCACCACCACCGCCUCCUCUGUAGCUGACACUGACACCGUAGACUUCUCAUGUCCACACUGUCCACGCACAUUCACCUCACGUAUCGGCCUGGUCGGUCACUUGCGAAUCCAUCGCACAGAGACUGGCGAACCAGUGCCUGGAGCACCCACCUAUACCCACCAAGCUCGUCUCAACUGCCCACACUGUCUUCGCACUUUCAGGCAUCGCAUGAGCCUAUUCGGCUACAUGCGCAUCCACGACGACCUGCGGUAG